AUGAAGGCAGAGGUAUUGAAGACCCGGUUUGGUCAAGCGUCCAGCUGCAUACAAGCGUAUGGCAAACAAUUCAUCUCGAGGCGUUCACUCGCCAGGCUAUUGUCAGUAUUCCUGUGUUGCCUUGUGGUAGUAAUUCGCCCUGUGUCCAAGCUUGGUGGAGAGUUUGCGUUCUUGGUUCUUGCGUUGAGAGAGCUGGUACUCUCCGUUCAAGAGAAUCUUGCGCAGCAGUUGGAGCUCACGGUCCUCAACGUUACUGGUGCCUUGCUCGGCAUAGGUCUUUCAACACUGGCAAAGUACAUAGCUUCUUUGACUCCCGACAAUCAAGCCAGGUCGAGGGCGACAUGCGCUACGUUUCUUGUAAUGAUCAGUUUUUUUGCUGGUUGGAUCAAGAGUCGUAUGGUUCGUCUUCAGCUCUCCAUGCGCAUAUCCCUCUUCGUCUCCACAUGGCUGUUGACGACCAACAUAGGCGUUCGUUCUAGAAUCCUUUCUGAUUCCGGGGCCUUUCUUUUCGUAACUUUUGCUUCUGCUAUAAUCUCUCUCGUUUCCCUCCUCUUUGUGAUGGCAUUGUUGCGGUGGCCGUCCACGAGCUUCGAAGGGGACAUGGCAAGAACUUUCGCGUUGCUUCGGCAGUGCCUGUCCAUAAACCUUCAAUACAUGGGCGUCAAGACGGUGGUUUCAGAUGACAGCAUUACUCCUCAGGAGUAUUCACAGUUCCGAGACAGAUUACUUCAACAGUCAAUCAACCUCAAUGAGACCUAUUCUCAAGCAGCAUUUGAACUUCGGAUUGGGAGACUUAGUUUGAAGUCGAUCCGCCCUUUCAUCAGCAUUGUCGAGCAUUUACGGAGAGAGGUUGCAUGGGGCCUCCCAAUCCAAUUCACCGUCGGGUCAGCAUGGGAUAUAUCAAAUACAUCCUCCCAGUAUAAGUUGCUUACGGACUUUGAAGCACCGGCUGUCCUUCUUGGGCACGGUAUUCUUGCGGCAAUGCAGGCAGUGGAACGCCUUAUCGUCGUGGCUUUCCAACAAGGACCUUAUGUAAAACCAUCUUCCCAGACGUGGUCUGAACCCGAAAAUGAAGCUAUACACACGGCCGAGGAGAAACUAGUUCUGGCCAGGGAUCAUGCUCGCGAGAAGCUUGCACGAAUAUUCACCGAAGCAGGCAUGCAACAUAGAGCGGCGGGAAGUAACAUGCCCAAGGAUGUUCUCAAUGGCAGUCUUGUCAUGAUUACGUUGCUCCAGAUGGCCCAAGAGAUGCGGUUGGCUUUGAAAGACGCGCGGCGAAUUGCCUCACGUUAUGAAGCAUCCGCGGUACGCUUAUGGUACCCGCAAAUUACCUUGGCAUGGCUUGGGGUUCCUCAGGCGUUCUUUAUGUCUGACGAUUUCGGCUCUACCAUGCAACUCACCGGGAUCAGCGAUGCGGAUGAAGAUUUACGAGAGCAAGACGCAGAAGAACGACUAACGAUUGCCGAAGCACGACAGGCGCUGGCCGAGCAGAGUCAUCCCAUGGACUCCAUGCAAUCCCUGACCCGCCGUACAUACUUUGGUGCGUCUGUAGAAACCAAAUCCGGAGAACCCGGACCUUGGUAUUCUCUCAAGUCUUGGUCGAGACGGUCCAAGAUGUUAUGGUCGCACCCGCGAAUGGUUGAUGGACGGAUGUGGCUCUCGAAGGGCUAUAGGUCCAUCCAACAUUCCAGCCAUAUACGGCAUGCCAUGAAGAGCGCCAUUGGCGUUGCAAUCUUGAGCUUCCCGGCAUUCAUGCCAGGACAAUCUGCAGGGCGCCGAUGGUUCACUACGUGGCAUGGGCAGUGGAUGGUCAUCAGUUAUCUUCGGGUGUUGGAAACGAACACCGGAGCUACCUGGAGGAUUGGCUACCUACGGUUGCUGGGCACGAUUACGGGUGCUAUCUAUGCGUAUAUUACAUGGCUGAUCUGCAAGAGAAACCCGUACGGUUUGGUCGUUCUGGUGACAGCGGCUGAUGUCCCUAUAACCUGGAUGAUCACCAAAACUGAGCUAACUCCUCUGGCUGUACCUGCAUCCUUGACUCUUCCAACUAUCGUUCUAGCUCAGUAUAUAGUGCCUGAACAGACCAUGUCUGUCCUGGAACUAGCUGGCAUUCGUGUUAGUAUGAUUGCCGCUGGUAUUAUAGCUGCGUUGCUCGUGAACAGCCUUGUGUUCCCACGACAUUGUCGGGUCCUGUUCCUAUCUGACACUGGUCGUACCCUUGGUUCUCUCAGUAACCUUUACAUGACGUUGAGCCACGAGGUGUUCCAUGACCAACAUAUUUACACCCCAGACGAGCGUCGCCGAACUCAGAAAUUGGAGCUUCAAAUUCGCAAUGCACUGCAUCGUCUUUCUGGUCUGAUUGUAACGAUGGGCGCGGAAUUGAGCCUCUUACCGAAACCACUCCGACAUUACCGUCAAAUCGUGACGGUCCUGCAAAAGCUGUUAGAUCUGAUGACUGGGUUGCGCAAAAUGCGGACGAAUAUUCCCCGUGAACAGACCGUUGCUAGCGUCUUCAAGGAACGUCAGGAGUUUAUGUCUUCCGUCUGCAUCAUCCUAUUCGCCUGUCAGCAUGCGUUCCGAACGCGAGAGCCGCUUCCUCAAUUCUUGCCUUCGACCCGACAGGCACUCUCAGUGCUGCAAAGCCAUGUACGAAAAUCUUUACAGCGGGCGAGUGAAGAUGAUCCGCAUUCCAUGGGUCUCUCACUUGUUUAUGCUUUUGCCGAGCAGGACGUAAUGAAGAACCUGGUAGAUACCCUGGAGGAGCUGUUGAAGCUGACCGGGAGAUUGUUCGGGACAUCUGCGUGGUUGACCCAAGAUCCCGGAUUAACCAGAACAAGCAUGCCAGAUGAAGGAGAUCGUGGGUGGUAUAGCACAUUCAAGUGGGAGGAGACGUGA
This is a messenger RNA of Sparassis crispa, 2895 nucleotides long. RefSeq lists its product as hypothetical. Lineage: Eukaryota; Fungi; Basidiomycota; Agaricomycetes; Polyporales; Sparassidaceae. The record is from RefSeq and is a predicted model, not a curated record. The coding region runs from base 1 to 2895 and encodes 964 amino acids. The transcript has 16 exons.